Molecule: messenger RNA, 925 nt
Organism: Cucurbitaria berberidis CBS 394.84
Lineage: Eukaryota; Fungi; Ascomycota; Dothideomycetes; Pleosporales; Cucurbitariaceae
Exons: 1
Coding region: 96-668 (190 amino acids)
Source: RefSeq, a predicted model, not a curated record
GCAGGUACUGUCAUUUCCUUCAUCAUCAACCCUCCACUCCUCAUUUCCUAUUUUCACCACCAACUAAAUCUUCGCUAAACCGUUUCAAAACCGAGAUGGAUCUUGCAGGCAAAGGCCAGUCACAGGAUUUGGAGGCUAAUGCCAGGUAUCGGACAAUAUGCUCAGAAGCACUUCUUCUACCCCCGGGAAAGCAAGCUGAAUACCUACUGGGCCUCGAUCGUGCAAACAUCGCCGAGCAGCCUAGCACAAUGUUUACCAAUGACAGGUCUACUGCCACCGCACCAGGAGAACGGCGUGUAGCCCUUUCUAUAGAAGAAACGCAAAAGCAUUAUUCCCCAGUCACUGCUUCGAACUCAACAGCUGGCUGCCAACAGACCCAUUACGGCUUUUCUACCUCCCCUAAACGCGCAGCAGACGACCAGUACUCCAACCCGCCAGCAAAACGACCGCAAUUAAUGGCGGUUACCCAAAGCAAGACACGCACUGCACCGAACAGUCAAAAGCCCCCCGACCAAGAGCCACGGGGUGCAGAUGCGAGUGACGUAGCGGAAACAUCAAAGGAACCAUACAGUUUAGCCGAACAAUAUAGGAGGAGUCGAGCUGUUUACCAGGAGAAUCCGAUGAGCAUCGACGCCGUCAUUGAGCAAAACAAGUCGGCUCCGAGGUGAAGGAUGUGUGGAUGGUAGAGAAAGCAGAUCGUCGACAACAAACAUAAUUUGAGCUUUCUCAUUAAGCUUCCUUGCCUCCAUGUCGACCUACUCGAACUGUUCUCCUCGUAUAGAUUCCAGCUGUCAUGAACCAUUCAGUGCAAUUGAAAAUGACGACGUUAUCUAGAUACUGGUAUGGCAGGGUUCCUGUCACUUUUCAAUGGGGCAGCAAGAGCGUCGAACAGAACUUAUUCAGGGAACUCGAGCAGCUGGGUUUG